Messenger RNA from Papilio machaon (common yellow swallowtail), 1783 nucleotides. RefSeq names its product ornithine decarboxylase antizyme (gene Oda). Gene Ontology annotation, biological process: positive regulation of protein catabolic process. Gene Ontology annotation, cellular component: cytoplasm; nucleus. NCBI's taxonomy places the organism in Eukaryota, Metazoa, Arthropoda, Insecta, Lepidoptera, Papilionidae. Gene Ontology annotation, molecular function: ornithine decarboxylase inhibitor activity. The record is from RefSeq and is a predicted model, not a curated record.
AUUACAUUUAUUUAAAAUUAACAAAGAAUUUUCUUUGUUUCUUUUAAUUUUAGUACUAAUUUUUUUUCGUCGUCAACGAUGGUCGUGAAACUAUACUGUGGUGACUGCGCGUCCCUGAGCGUUGCAGGCAGCAAGCGCUCGGCUUUGUCGGCUUCCGACGCCGAGUGUUUUUCGCUGUGCCUGGGCGCCGGGCCUCUGUGGUGGUCCGAUGUCCCUGCUCAUGGCUCGGCACCGCCCGGAGGGGUGAGCAGCGGGGCUUCGAGCCCCGCGACCCCAUCCACCCCCACUCACGACGACAACAACCGUGACUUGUUGAGCGCCUUGCUAUGGGCGAGCGCGAGCUCGUUGGCGGGCAGCGCGGAGAGCCUGGCCGAGCCCGGCUCGCCGCCGCACAACCAUCCCGCGCUGCAGCCGGAGCGACGUGAAGCGGUUAUAAGCAAGAUACUGGAGCGUAAAGAUCGUCAGCCAGUGAAGAUUGAGUUCAAGAUUUUCCUCACUGAGAACACUGUCACUCGCUGGGAAGCCGUGGUGCAAGGCAACACCAUCUACUUGCGUAUGCCGACAGUACUGCAGUCCGGUAGUAAGGAGAGCUUCAUGCUACUCCUGGACUUCGCAGAGGAACGACUUGGUUGUAAUAACUGCAUCAUCUGCGUACUGAAGUCUCGGCCUGACAGAGCGACAGUCCUCCGCACGUUCAUGUUUAUGGGCUUCCAGCUGCUUCCCCCCACCUCGCCCCUCAUGCCGCAAGAGAUCAACAACCCCGACUAUGUCUUCCUGCACUACAACAUGCAAUAGACUCCCUCACUCAACGCUCUAGCACCGCUUCCCUUUACAAGUACAUUAACACUUCUUGGUCAUAGAGUAGUUUGCGGCAGUUUGAUCUUUGACAAGUGACAGCAAGUAUUAUAUACCAUAGAGUAGUUAUGUUCAAUUUAAUUGAUGUUUGACAACCUUUUGAUCAAAUGUUUGGCACAUAUAUUAAAUGUUAUGUUCUAUUCGUAACACCAUAUAAGAUCAACAAUGAGAUUUUAAAGAAAUAUUUGAAUCAAAUGUUUGACAGACUAGUUGGAUUCAUAUCCUAAUGGUAUUACACUUUAUUCAGUAUUCGAAGAGCUGUCACAUGGCCGUGGGGAAAUUUAAAAGAGCACUUUUAAUUGUAAAGUAUUGCUUCGCGCUUGCUUUAGUGGUUUCGGUAAAGUUUCAACAAGUCUCCUAGCGUUUAGAUGUUUAGUAUGUAUUCCUAUUAUGUAGAUUUAUUGCUUAUAGAUUUCCUUUAAAGGCAUUGAGCUAAAUUAUAGAAAUUUGUCACAGUUAGAUCACCAUUCUCGUAGUAUUUGCUUUAAAUUUAGAAUCGCAAAUGUUCAUCUUUCAUUGUCUUAAAGGAAUCGAAUAGCUUUUUAGUUUUAGUUUUUUUUUUUAUUAUUUCUUUCUACAAAUUCAGCUUUGAAUCGCUUUCGACCUAUGAAUACGUUAAAAUCAAAACUGUUUUGUAGAAAAUUAAUUUUAAUCUUUAUUAAUUAUUAUAUUUAAAGCAUAUAUGUCGUCGUGUAAUAUUCACCCACUCCGGGGUAGAGCCAAAAUAAAAAAAAUUACAAAAAAAAAUUAAAAAAUAAAAAAUCCAAAAAAAAUAGUUUGUUAUAUUUCUAUCUCCACUUUUAUUCUCUGCUUGUGUACGUGCACACGAAUCUUUUGAUAAUAUUGAAUAACUAAUAUCUCAAAACUAAAAUGUCAUAACAACGCUAUGGUUCAUUAACUAAAGAUUGACUUUUAAUUACUUAUCUAA